AUGCAGCUAGCCACUCUUGCACUGGAGGCUAACUCUGAGGGACACCGCAACAACAAUGUCAUCCUCGAUUGGGAAUGGACAGACCAAGGCACAUCAACGUACCGUUUUUCCACUGAAAUACUUCGCGGACUUGCCUUGUUGCUAUUCGAACGCCUCAAGAAUGACGUCCCAGGCAUCCCUAAUGUCCCGCUUACCUCAACCUUUCCCUACCGCUCUGCUAAUGGGGCCGCAUGCUUUGUUUGCGAGGUGGAUGGAGAAGCUCGCGGAGCAUUCCACGAGCGUUAUCGCUGUGUUCGCUUCCCCGCCGUUGCAUUUGAGGAGCUCGGCCCCAAACUUAUUGAGCACAUGGCGGGACAUGUUUUAUUUAAUGAGGACUUACGGGACAAGCGCAACGUCUAUGGUCUCUGCCUCAGCAUUAGACUAUGCGAAAUUCAGCUCGCGAGAGGUGUUGGAGGCUCAGACCCAGUCAAAGGUCACUCCAGGCCCAUACAGGCCAAAACAGUGCCCGUAUGUAUCUUCCAACCAACGUCCGUAACAAACUAUAACGAAUUUCGCCGAAUAUGGCACGCACGUAUGGGCAUGUAUAAGGAUCGAUAA
This is a messenger RNA of Suillus subalutaceus, 597 nucleotides long. RefSeq lists its product as uncharacterized. NCBI's taxonomy places the organism in Eukaryota, Fungi, Basidiomycota, Agaricomycetes, Boletales, Suillaceae. The record is from RefSeq and is a predicted model, not a curated record. The transcript is spliced from 3 exons. Bases 1 to 597 code for a protein of 198 amino acids.